Solenopsis invicta (red fire ant) is the source of this 2475-nucleotide messenger RNA. RefSeq names its product nucleoredoxin. Bases 235 to 1764 code for a protein of 509 amino acids. The transcript is spliced from 7 exons. The record is from RefSeq and is a predicted model, not a curated record. NCBI's taxonomy places the organism in Eukaryota, Metazoa, Arthropoda, Insecta, Hymenoptera, Formicidae.
CGAGAUACGAAUUCAGUCCGCUGGCGUCUGCUUUCGCGUCGGUGUCAGUCGGUGUGACACACGCGGUGCGCGUUGCGUUGCGACGGAGUGGCGUCUGGCGGCGUCGUCGCAAUCCCUCCUCUCCGUCAAAAGGUCGAGACUCCUCAUCGUCGGCGCGCGUCGCGUCGCCGGCGGCGAACGACAAAAGGCGAUUUAGUUUAUAGACAUCAGUCGCGCAGAGAGCGACAGAGAGCGAUGGCCGAACAGGUAUCCGCGGCGAGCGCCGCGAGGAAGGCGCCGUCGACGGGCGGUAAGCCGGCGUGCUGGCAGCACCGACUGUUCGGCAAGCAGCUCGUGCGUUGCAGUCACGUUAACGACACGCGAAUGUCGAUCGACAGCUCGGCGGCCGUCACGCUCGUCCACGAGGACGGCCGGCCGACCUGCGAGAUCAUCGGCAUGUACUUCAGCUUCGUGAAUCCCGGUGCGACCUGCGACGAUUUCACCCGCCAACUGGUCGAGCUUUACGCGAGUGUCAACGGCAGCGGCAGCGGCAGCGGCGGCGGUGGCGGCAACGGCGGUGGCGGCGGCGGCGGCGGCGGCGGCGGCGGCGGCAUCGACAAGAGGAAGAGAUUCGAGGUGGUGCACGUGGUGCUCUGGAGCAACGUGAUCGACGUGCUCGACUUCGACGAGAGCUUUCGCGCUCACGUAGCCGAUCUACCUUGGCUCGCCGUGCCGAACCGUGAUUACGAGAGAAAAACCAGACUGACUCGAAGGUAUCGGAUAAAAGCAGGCGUACCGACGUUGAUUUUACUGGAGGCCUCCAACGGAUCCGUCGUGACAAGAGGAGGAGUCGAGCGAACUAUCGCCGAUCCUACCGGCACGGAAUUCCCUUGGAGACCUUCACAUCCAAAAGCUGCUCUCGAGGAUGGACCUCUUCUACCGUGCGGUGCCCGCGACAGCAACGAGCCUAUGUUGCACGAAGAGCUCCGCCACUGUUACAAGGGAGUUUACUUCAGUGCACAUUGGUGCCCGCCUUGUAAAGCAUUCACUCCACAACUUGUGGAUACAUAUGAACGAAUUCGAGAGAGAGGGCACGAUUUUGAAGUAAUUUUUGUGAGUUCGGACAGGAGCGAGGACUCCUACAAUGCGUACACGGAAACAAUGCCUUGGUUGAGGAUACCUUUUAAUCAAGAAGAGAGACGUCGAAAAUUGGCAAGAGCUUUCGAUGUACAGGCAAUACCUACUCUGGUCAUUCUGGACCUUCGCGAUAACAUAAUCACUCUGGAUGGGCGCUCUGAAUUAAUUGAGGAUCCAGAAGGAUUGAAUUUUCCCUGGAGUAAUAGACCGGUGAAUAUUUUAACGGAAAAAUACGCUACGUCGUUACACGAUGCUCCAGCCAUUAUCUUGUUUGUUGAGGGAGACGAUUGUGAGAUUCAAUUUGGAGAAAGUGUAUUACUGCCAGCUGCACAAGUGUAUAGAAGCCAUCAACCCGAUUAUGAUCCAAAUUACGAUGACCCUGAUGAUGAUUCUUUACAAUUUUAUAUAGCUUUAGACUGCGAAACAUCUGACAUUCUUCGUGAAUUUAUUGGUUUGGAUGAUGCAGUACCUCUUUUGACCGCUAUCGAUAUUCCGCGAGGGAUAUAUGUUGUAAUGGAGGAUGGUGCUGAAAUUACUGUGGACUCCGUACAACAGUUUGUCGACGGAUUUCUCAACAAUAAACUGCCGAUAAAAAAAAUAGAGGCAGUGCAUAAAACAUCAAAAACAAGCGACCGUAUGCCGGCCUAAAAUCAUAUAAAACGUUAAAUACAAAAUUUAUACUUGUCAAAUUUUAUAAGAGUUGUUCAGACGAAAAAGUUCUCUUUCUCUUAUUCUUUUUUACACUCCUGUCUCUGUGAUACCGUCGUCCUUUACGUAGAAAGAUUCGCGUGUAAGCUAUACUUAUUCUUACACUGAGAGAAAAAGAUAGUUGCAAUUACCAUAAUUUGAUCAUAAUUCACAGUCAUUUUUGGUGCCAACUAUAUAUAUAUAUUUAUAGUUAUCUUAAUCAUGCAGCUAUCAUAGCUAUUAGUUAUUAUUAUAUACAUAAUAAGCGAUUGUUAAAAAAAUUAUUAUAUUAAUUAUAAUUGUGAAUGCAUUCGAUAUAUAUAGUUUUUAUCAUCCAUAUCUUGAUAUUUGAAAUUAUCGUAAUUUAUAGUAAAUUUUUUUCAUAAUUAGUAGAAUUAUAAACACAUAUUAUUAUCAACAUUAUAGUAGUAAUAACUAUAAAAAUGGAGUUCCUGAUUAUAAUUAUUUUAUCAUGUAAUUAGUCGUGCAAUUAAUCAAGUACCAAACAUUUUUCUCUCAGUGUACAUAAUUCUUCGCGAAUAUAACCAAAAAAUAUGUAUUAUAUCACAGUCAAAACUAAGUCGAUCAAAUUGUAUUUUUAAGUGUACGUAGACGCACACAAAUACGUUAAUAUUUUAUAAAUUACUAAAUAAAUACCGGAUAAGCACACUA